UUUCGUAAUACUUAUUAAAUCCAAAGCUAAAUACACUAAAUCUUUUCACGACAUAAGAAAUUAAAAAAUGUCGAUAAAUAUUUGGAUAUAUUAUGAUGACGUUUGUUUGACAGGCGACCUUUUAGAAACUAGAGCACAGAACAUGAAUAAUCUCACAGAAUACAGCCAGACCACAUAACCGUGAACCAGACUACCAGAGGUAAUAACAGUACAAGAUUUUGAAAACAUACACACACCUUUUGGUCACGCUCUCAAACAUGUAAUUAAAUUGUUGUUUAAACUCAAGUGAAAAUUAAAACAAUAUAUUAUUUGGCAAGUGAAAACCCAAACCACGACAAAUGAACCAGUGACAGGAAAAAUCCGACACGCUACCAUUCUUUAGAUUUCCGUAGUUACUAACAAAAACUGGUCAACUGCGAGUUGGACUCGUGACACUAAGAGUUCCGUACACAUCAGCUGAAGAAAAAGAAAUCGGUUAGAUAAUAAUAAAUUUGGGCGACCCAUAUUUAUUCGACACUCAACAAUUUUAUGAACGUCACCUCGAUCUUAUUUAUUUAUUUAGAGUUUUUAAGGCUCGUUAAAUAAAUUGAUCACCUGUGAAACUGUUUCGCUAUCACGGGUUACGAGAUAAAAUCGGCUGGAGACAACCGGACAGCAGUGCGUGACUAAAAUGGUUACAUUGUCCGGAAAAACAAGCACUAUUUGAUUAACACUAAAAUUAUUUCGAUGCGAAAAUCAACUUAAAAUGGGUUGAGCAUUAAAUCGAAACGCUAGUGGGUCGUGACGGGUAGUACUCGUCACUCAAUGGACAAUAAUUAAACAACCUGUCAAAAAGGUCAACUUCGCACGGACAGACAGAUUAAUAAACAGUUUCUCUACACUAUUGAUAGUUGACAAUUGACAUGUCACUGACAUAAUGUUUACGUUUGGGCUAAGCUGCAGUAAUUACAGUGUAUAGUUUGAAUAAAGAUAAAUCAGUUUUGUAGUGAAAUAAAUAUGAAAUAAUCUAAUGAUUCGUGUAAACUUGAUUUUACAAUAAUAUAUAUAAAAUAUGUAUGAAUUUGACAUGUAUGAUGACUAUGCAAUUGCAGAGGUUGUCCCUGAUCAUAUUUUGGAGAACAUUUUUUCCUAUCUCUGUUUAAAAGAUCUCCGAAAUUGUGCUUUGGUAUGUAAAAGCUGGUACAGAAUUCUCAGUGAUGAAAAUAAUGAUGUUUGGCGACUGCAUUGUGUUAAAAGAUUGGUUGAAGAAGUUAUGAAAUCAGAUUUACUUUCAACUGUUACUACAUACAAAUCAAAAUUAAGAGCUUUUUACCAUGCAUGGAAUCCACACGAUUGUUCAAGAAACAUAUAUGUCAAACUUAAUGGAUUCACAUUACACAGGAAUCCUGUAGCUCAAAGUACUGAUGCAUGCAGAGGAAAGGUUGGGUUUCAUCAUGGAAGGCAUGCUUGGGAGGUGAUAUGGGAAGGGCCUUUAGGUACUGUAGCUGUAGUAGGUAUAUCAACUAAAGAUGCACCCUUACAAUGUCAUGGAUAUGUUGGGCUGUUAGGGUCUGAUGAACAAAGCUGGGGGUGGAAUUUAGUUGAUAAUCAUUUAUUGCAUAAUGGAGAUACACAAGGACACUACCCUCUACUAAAUAACUGUCCUAAAUACCAGGUAGGUGAGCGCAUUCGAGUGAUCUUAGACUGUGAGGACAACACUUUAUCAUUUGAAAGAAAUUAUGAAUUUUUAGGAGUUGCAUUCAGAGGCCUUCCGAACAAGAAACUGUUUCCAACAGUUUCAGCUGUGUAUGGUAACACUGAAGUAUCCAUGGUAUAUUUGGGUCCACCCGUGGAUGGCUGAUAGUGAAUGAGUAUGUCUAGAAAACUAACAAUUCCUAGUCAAAAUGCAAUAAUGUGAUAUAAUUUACUGUUACGAGGCUAUUAUUAUUUUAAUAUUUAUUGUGACAUGAAAAAAAAUAUGGUAAAUUUUGGGUUUUCCAGAUUUGUACAUGAACUACUGUAGGAAGUAUGAAGGAUUGCAAUGAAAACUGGGAUACUUUUAUGACUAUCAUUUAUAAUACUAUUUGUUUCAGUUUAAUUCAAGUAUCUUGAUAUACAUAUGCAAUACUCAAGUUAAUCAGAAGGGGCUUCCUGAUCACUGCUGGUGUCAUAUUCUCAGCAUACUUCAUUUACUUGGUAUGUGUCCAGUCAUCAUUUUAAAUUAAUCCUACCAAAUCUGUAGACUGUGACUAUAUUUUCCUUUUAUGUUUGAAUGUUAAAUUACAUGAGUGACAUUAUAAGAUCGAAACUUCAAUACUUUAGUACUAUGAUUUACUGGAAUACCUAUAAAUUUGCCAUUUUUCUACUAACAAAAUAAAUUACAAUAUUUACAUAAUUCAGUAUUUUAAACUGAAUUAUUUGUGUGUGUAUCGUCUAAUGCUUACACUUUGUUUGCUAAGCACUGUCAACUAACACUAGACACUAAUGCUGGUUCUAAAUGAUAAGGGCGUUUUUACAAUUUGUUUAAAGUAUAAGAUAAUUAUAAUCAUGAAAAUUUUACACUAUUACCCAUGGGUAUUUUAAAUAAAAUGUGAUCUAAAACCCGUCGCUUCUAAUGACUCUUCCUUUUUUCCUUUCAUGGAUUUACUUUAAAAUAGUAUAAUAAUUGCAAUGAUGAAGACUGGAACUGCAAAACUGUAUGUGUCUAUGUGUGUAUGUCGGAAUGUUGUCAAUUUUUGUAAUAUCGCCGCUAUACUUUCCAGCAGUGUGAUAAAAUCACAUUUUAUUUAGAGUACCUACAUCAUAUAAAGUAUUUUUUAUUUGGAAAAAAAAUCGUGGUUAACGUGGAUGUAAAUAAAUACCUGCGAAAGAGGUAAUUUUUUUUAAGAAUAAUAUAAAUUGAAUCUCUAUAAGUUUAAGGCGCUUUGACCACUUGUAAACAUUAUCUGUAAAUUAUGUACAAAAUCGAAUUAAGUACUUUUAUUUAAAUCCACGCUAAAAAAACAUGUUUUUUGACUAAAAUUUAUUUAACUCAAAGACCCCAAUGGCCUUGGCUUGACCACAAAGAUACACUUAAAUAAGUAUCUGUCUUAAGUUGCCAACAAGCGAUCGGACGCAGAUAAUUCGCAGUUUGUAUGUAUUAUAUCUUUGAAUUAAAACAAUACGAAGGCUCUAACGUCACACCCACGACUGACCAUCAAUUUGUGAACCUGUGUGGUUACGAAACUGCGAGGCAUACGUUCCACGUCCUAUAGUUUGUUUGCAACAUGAAGCCCGUGUCUAAAGGCUGAUUAAUUUUAUCUGUUGACAAAUCUAGUGAUCAUUAUUGAUUUUUGUUGAUUAACCAUUCAGAAAGGGUAGGUACUAUUAUAAUAUUUUUGCUAGCGCAAUAACACAUGCCAACAAUAGAAUUAUUUUAUUUCAAUGUCUUCAAUAAAACAAUUUAGAAAACUUUUAAUACUGACAAUAUGUUGAACCAUAGUUAGUUAAAACUUAACGUAUAUGCUUACCUACAGUAAUUUUAAGUUAGGAAAUAAAUAUCUAAUUUUAUGUUAAUUUUACACUGUUACAUAGCUGAAUAUUAUAAGGCCAGUGCAAUAAAACCAGUUUUUACAAGUUG
Trichoplusia ni (cabbage looper) is the source of this 3598-nucleotide messenger RNA. RefSeq names its product F-box/SPRY domain-containing protein 1-like (gene Fsn). The record is from RefSeq and is a predicted model, not a curated record. Bases 1052 to 1840 code for a protein of 262 amino acids. The transcript has 4 exons. Lineage: Eukaryota; Metazoa; Arthropoda; Insecta; Lepidoptera; Noctuidae. Gene Ontology annotation, biological process: synapse assembly involved in innervation; proteasome-mediated ubiquitin-dependent protein catabolic process. Gene Ontology annotation, cellular component: SCF ubiquitin ligase complex; synapse. Gene Ontology annotation, molecular function: protein binding.